AUGACCGACUCAGAUUCAGAGGAAGAAAAUAUAAUUCGUUUUGGGACACCGCUUGAACCAUACGAAGAAGAUGAAGUUCCAGCUAAGAGAAAGUUUCAGCAACAACCGGACCAGUAUGCUGUGGAUGCACACGGUCGACGCAGAUUCCAUGGUGCUUUUACGGGUGGAUUCUCGGCUGGAUAUGGGAACACAGUGGGUACACCAGAGGGAUGGGUUCCUACCAACUUCAAGAGCUCGCGUUCUGAAAAGGCGCAAGUCUCGAACCAAAGGCCGGAAGAUUUUAUGGAUGAAGAGGACCGAGGUGAAUUUGGUAUAGCACCGCGACAUUUACAAACUAACAAUGAGUUUUCUGGGCAAAAGAGACAGAGACAGCAACAGUUUCAUGAUGGUCCUAUUCCUGGUGAACCGGUCUUACAGCAAUUGGUCCGCGCAGUUCAUGAGACGGCAGCUGUGAAGAUGCUACGCGCUAUGGGUUGGCGCGAAGGACAGGGCACUGGUGAGCGUUUGGUGAAAGAGGCCAAGAGACGUGCUAAAGAACAGCACAAAGUGUAUGGAUGCUAUAUGCCGCCUGAGAUGAGAAAUGAGAAUCGUCCCCAGACGGACGAAGACAGCUCGGAUUCAGAGAUAGACUACGAAACUCUAUUCGCCCCAGACGACUAUGAACCCUACAUCCUGCAGCGUAAGAAUGAUCGGUUCGGACUUGGCUACAGCGGACUCAGUCGACACUCUGUUCUCGGUAAUUUGGUGGGAGAGUACGGAAGUGAUGCCGGUUCAUCAAAGAGUCACCUUGUUAUGAAGGACAAAGGCAAAAAGGUAUCCAUCCGCGGCCAAGCAUUUGGUGUUGGCGCCUUCGAAGCUGAUGACGACGAUAUUUAUGCUACGGAAGAUAUGUCGCAUUACGACUUCGCUAUAGGUGGCGCCACCAAUGACAAGCAGAAAGCGAAAAAAUCUAAGGAAAAAUCUGCUAAUGUAUUAGAAGGGUUUGUGAAAUCUAGCAAACCUCUUCCGUCCGUGCCAUCAUAUCCGCCGCCAGCUUUACCACGUGAUUAUGUACCAGCACCCGCAGGCAGUCGGCGUUCCAGGUUCGAGCCAACCACACAAACGCCGAGAAAUCAAGGUCUUGGUCGUCAUGAACUAACUGCAGCAGCCAGAGGUGCUUUACUUGGCGAAAGUCCUGUCCCAAAAACUAUAACAGACUCAAAUUCACAUGAAAACAAACAAAUACAGAGCGAUCCUAUAGCACGAGUAGUCGGCAGAAACGUAAACUUUGUCUCUACCUCAAAUAAUAACACAGAGACAAAAGAACUGGAUUUUAUACCGAUCAAAGACUCCGGUAAAGAGUUGUCGAAUGUCUUUAAACCAUUUGUAAGCGAUCCGCAGAAACAGGCACGGUAUGAAAGGUACUUGAAAGAUAAGAAUAGUGUCAUCCAAGAAAGUAAUAGUGCUAUAGAUGAUAGGCUUACUGAGUGGGAGAGGAGCAGAGAGUUAAUGGAGUUUGAGCAGGCAGCAAAAUUGUAUAAGCCUUUGUCUGGAAUCAUGGAGGAGAGGUUCACACAUGCUUCAGAACCCGAUGAUGGAGCUCUUAACCCUCUAUGUGCGGUUGCAAAGAGUUCAAACAACUACGGACUAGCAACUCCUGAGCAAAUAGAAGCAGCGAUGAAAGGGGCUUUCGGUCCCAUCACAAGACAAGAGACAGUGUGGAGACCGGAAUCUCUCGUUUGUAAACGUUUCAAUGUGCCUGAGCCUGGUACCACUAGAGAUGAACCAAAAAAGGAAGAUAAACCUAAGGUUUCCUAUUCGAUAUUUUCAUAUUUAGAAUCAUCUGUACAUGACAAAGAAAGUUUUACCAAAGAACAAACAAAAUUCAGUGGUUCUAAAUCAUUAAAUAUGGACGCAAUAAAUAGAACUAAGCUAAACGAGCGUGAGACAAACGAAAAUAAAAACGAACCUACUCCACAAAUGGCAGUUAAUAAUAAUAACAGUACUGGUUUUAAUAAAAGAAUGACGGUUGCAGAACUGUUCUUAAAGGAAUCGGAAAAUGAUAUCAAGAACAAAGAUCAAGGAAUCGAAGUUACAGAGACGAUAAAUAAGUUUGACAAAAUGGAUCUUUAUAAGUCAAUUUUUCUAAGUGACAGUGAAAAUGAAGAGGAUGAUGGUGAAGAAAAAGUGAAAACAAACGAUGAAUCCCAUUUUAUCGAAAAACCGAAAAAUGUUGAAAGAAACACUUCACCACCGCGCGGAAUUUUCGCUAACAUAGAUUUCGAUGAACUGAAUUCUUGGAAAAGAAAUUCUGAAGCUAAAAAUUCUGAAACAACUGCUAUUAAAACUUCAACAGAAACUAGUUCUAAUGACACAUUUGAUGAAAAAGGGAACCAAAAUAAACUAACUGGCAACGAUAAACCAAAUGAAGAUAUAGAAGCUAAUGUAUAUGGUCCGAAAAUUCCAGAGAACUUGAAAAAUAGACUAGAGGAUACCGGACCGCCGGAAAAUAAUUUCAAACCGUCGUUUAGAAGUAAAGAACAAAGAGAUUUAGUUCGGGAAGUAGAUUCAUCGUCGGAUUCUUGGGUUGAGGCAAAAGAGGCGAAAACGAAAAAACAGAAGAAAAAAAAGACUAAAAAACACAAAUCUAAACACAAGAAGUCUAAACAUAAGAAGAAAGAUAGGUAG
Messenger RNA from Parnassius apollo (apollo), 2667 nucleotides. The record is from the annotation of a GenBank genome assembly. NCBI's taxonomy places the organism in Eukaryota, Metazoa, Arthropoda, Insecta, Lepidoptera, Papilionidae.